UACACACAAAAUCGAAGAUCUGAUAUGGCUGAACAAGCAAAACAUAGUUAUGCUCCAAUUUGGAUCUUUGCCUUGAUAAAUCUUGUCCAAGCUAUGCAAGGACUCAAAAUUGAUUAUGCUCCAAAGGUGACUGCAUUAGUUGGCGAGAACGUCACUUUAAAAUGCAUACUGUCAGAGGCAGAAACGCCUAAAGUUCUACAGAUCCAAUGGAGUAGUGAGACCAUUGAUCAUCCACUCAAUGACUCAUUGAUCAUAAUUGCCAAUAAGGAGUAUGGCAUUCAUCAGAUCUGGGAUUCAGUUAAAUUUGAGUCCCAAUCACCAACUGAAGGAAUGGCAAGUAUUUGUAUCACAAAUGUACAAGAGUCUGCCUCUGGGACGUACACAUGUUCAGUAGUCACCUUUCCAGAAGGAAGUUUCAAGGCAUCAAUCAUUCUCACCGUUAUCAAAAAAGAUUUAUCCACAGCAUCAGUAAAACUGAGCACGUUCGCUUCUCAACACACAAGUUGGCAAGAUUUAUCCAUGGCAUCAAUAAAACUGAGUAUGUUCACCUCUCAACACACAACGUGGCAAGGCACUGAAUCUUAUUCAAGCACUGAAUUGACUACAAGCCCCAAAUUACCAUUUGUUACUGAUUCAUCAACUACACCAGCAGCCGCUUCUAGCACCAGCUCAUUCACCAGUGCUGGAUUGUCUACCAUCUUUCAAGAAUCUCAGUCUUCGUAUACUGUUGUACCAUCCAUCAAUAUUGAAAUUUCAAACAGUCCUGGACCAUCAUUUACAAAUGAGCUAUCAACCACAGAAGGACUGAUGAGCACUCUUCAGCCAUUAAUUAAUUUGGGGUCAUCUACAGGAUUUGUGAAAAGUUCAGAAGUACCAAUUGAUGAAACUAGUUUGUACACAACAAUGAGCUGGAACAGAACAAUUGCUACAGACAUCAUCAAAGAUGAUGCUGAAGAUUCUGUUUCACUGGCAGUGGUGGUAACUGUGAUCCUUAUCUUGGUGAUCUGUACUGCUUUGUUAUCUUGUCUUAUCAGACACUGGCAAGUCAGGAGGAAGCUAAAUGCACCACCACCAUUCAAACCACCUCCUCCACCAACAAAAUACACAGCAAUUCAAGUGUAAUCACAGAGUGAAGUCAACUGUUUGAGAGAAUAUUGUCAUAUGAGCAAAGAAUCAUCAUGUGGAUGUGGAUCAGAAGGAGACUAUUUAACCCUAGUGAGUUUGUGCAACACACACAAAAUGCCAGAGGAACUCAGCAGGCCAGGUUAGAGUUAAUAAUGUUGGUGGUUGUGUGGGAGACAAUGGCCUGGUGCUCCUUAGUGGAGUUCUGUUCAAGGGAUAAGUGUCUGACAGUUGUCGCUAGGCCUCAACAAGCUAGAGUCAGUCCACCAGACUACUAAAGCAGCCCCUUACCUAUAGGUUUGAUAGUGAGGUCAGGAUUAGUGCAGAGAGAGUGCAGAUCAGUGUGUUCAGAAGGAAGAAGGUUGGAAUUGGACAGAAGAGUGGUGAAGUCGAGACAGUUUAUGUCCCAUCAGCAGUUAGCAAUGAAAAGAUCCAGAGCAGGCACAAGACCAGGCAGAAGAAAAGGAUUGAAGAUGAGAGAAAGCCUGCUGAGUUCCUCCAGCAUUUUGUUUGUGUUGCUUGAGCUUACAGCAUCUGCAUAUUUUCCCUUGUUUGCUAUUGAGUUUAUGUUGUCUCAAUAUCCCCAGUAACAUUUACAGACACAGCCCUGCUCAUUAUCGUGCAUCAUAUCUAUGUGCUUCUUAUGUGUCCUUAUUGACGUUAUUUCCACCCUCAGCACAGGUGGUGAAUUCCUAAACUUUAAUAAUGGUUCUUUGAACCAUCCUUGGAUUAUGAUCUUGUACAUCUCUAGUGAGUUUCAUGGAAAUAUUCCAGCUUCUCAGAUCCAGCCUAACAAUUUAAAUCCUGCAAACAUUUUUGUGAAUUUCUGUCGCACCCUCCAUCGUUCCUUCACAUCCACGUUAAAGUAUGGCAAUCAGGAUUACAGGCAAUAGUCCAGUCAUGAUAAAGCCAAUAUUUUAAAAAAUGCAACAUGAUUUAAAAAUUAAAAUUGCCUCAGUCACUGGAGGACUGAAAGAUCUUCAGACUGAAAUAUUAAUUCUGCUUUCUUUCUCCACAUGCUGCCUAACCUGCUGAGUGAAUUCAGUAUCCUGCAACAUAAUUUCAUUUUUGAAACAUGCAUGCCAAAGAAUGUUCUUAGACUUAUUUAAUGUUAAGAGUUAUUCUCUUUUUGAUAAGAGUUAUUCUCUUAUGGAAGAGCAACCCCACAGGACUGCUGAAAAAUGACAUUGGAGAGGUAGUAAUGGGGAAACAUCAAAAUGGUGGCAAACUAAAUGAGUAUUUUGCAUCACUCUUCACUGUGGAAGACGCUACCAGUAUGCUGCCAAUUAGAGAAUCUUAGGGGGCAGAAGUGAGUGCAGUUGCUAUUACGAGGGAGAUGCUGCUUGAGGAAGCUGAAAGAUCUGAAGGAAGAUAAGUCUCCUGGGCCUGAUGGACUACACCCAGGGUUCUGAAAGAGGUAGCCAAAGAGAUUGUGGAAACAUUAGUAAUAAUCUUUUAAGAAUCACUAGAUUCUGAAAUAGUUUUGGAGGACAUGAAAAUUACAAAUGUUACUCUACUCUUCAAGCAGGGAGGGAGGCAGAAAAUGGUGGUAAAUCAGCUAUUGGAGUAGCACAAGACAAAGCGGCGAUGUCACUUAGGAACAUGGCUGAAGAUUUUUAAAAGCAGCCAUUCAUGACAGUUUUUGGAGCAGGUUUCACUACAAAGUGUGAAUAAAAAUAAGGCAGGGCAAGUGGAGCAGCAAUGUGAGUGGGCCAGUGUUGGAGUGGCUUUGGUGAGAUCAGGCUUGGGUGAGGUAAGUAUCUGGUGAUUUUCUUUUUCUUCUUCUUUAUUUUUCAUUCCUGGUCUGUUAGGGCACAAUUAGUGCAGUGAGGAUGGCUACAGGGCUGUGGUUUGUUCUGUGUGUGAAAUAUGAGAAUUCUGGGAGACCUCCAACCUCCUGGAUAACCACAUCUGCACCAGGUGCACCAACCUGCAUCUCCUCAGAGAAUGUGUUAAGGAACUGGAGCUGCAGCUCAAUGACAUUCAGCUCAUACAGGAGAUUGAGGAAGUAAUAGAAAGGAGCUAUAGGGAGGUGGUCACCCCUGGGUUGCAGGAGGAAGGUUGUCAGGAGAAGUAAGGGAAAUGUGCAGCCAGUGAGGAGUUCCCCUGUGGCAGUUCCCCUCAAUAAUGAGUAUCACUUUGAGUACUGUUGAGGGGGAUGACCAAUCAUGGGAGCUGCAGAGACCAGGUCUCUGGCACAGAGUCUGGUGUUGUGGCUCAGAGGAGAGGAGAGAUGAAGAGGGCUGCAGUAGUAAUAGGAAAUUCCACAAUUAAAGGAAUAGAUUCCUGUAGAUACAAUUGAGACACCUGAAUGGUAUGUUACCUCCCAGGUUCCAAGGUCAGGGAUGUGUCGGUUUGGGUUCACAGCAAUCUAAAGGGGGAGUGUGAGCAGCCUGAGGUUCUGGUACAUAUGGGCACCAAUGACAUGGGUAGGAUAGGUGAGAAGGUCCUGAAGAAAGAUUUUAGAGAGCUAGGUAGGAAGUUGAAUAGCAGGACCUCCAAGGUAGUAAUCUCUAGCUUGCUGCUUGCACCAGAUAAAUGGUUGGCUGAGGAAUUGGUGCAGGGGGCAGGGUUUCAGAUAUCUAGAACAUUGGGAUCUCUUCUGGGGAAAGUACAACCUGAACAAAAGGGACAAGUUACACCUGAACCCAAAGGGAACAAAUAUCCUUGCAGGCAGGUUGGCCAGAGUUGAUUGGGAGGGUUUAAAUUAAUUUGGCACGGGGAUGGGAAUGAGAGGACUGAGGAAGGAGGUCAUUGGGUUACAAACAGGCAGUGUGUAGUGAGUCUGCUAGCAAGGGGAGGCUGAUGAGAGGGCAAAUUUACAGUCAACAGGAUGAGUUCCAAUGUAAAAGGCAGACAAAAUCGAAAAGGGUAAUGAAUACAGGACUGAAGGUGUUAUAUUUGAAUGCACACAGUAUACAGAACAAUGUAGAUGAACUUGUAGACUUGUAGCACAGUUACAGAUUGACAUGAUUGACAUUGAGAGUAUCACUGAAUUGUGGCUGAAAGAAGAUUAUAGCUGGGUGCUUAACUUCCAAGGAUGCAUAUUGUAUUGAAAGGACAGGCAGGAAAGCAGAGGGAGUGGUGUGGCUCUGAUAGCAAAAAAUGAAAUCAAAUCAUUAGAAAGUUGUGACUUCAGAUUAGAAGGUAUAGAAUCAUUGUCGGUAGAGCUAAGAAAUUGCAAGGGUAAAAAGAUCCUGAUGUGAGUUAUAUACAGACUUCCAAACAGUAGCAAGGAUAUGGGCUAAAAUUUCAAUGAGAGAUAGAAAAUGCAUGCCAAAAGUUCAAUGUCAUAACAGUCAUGUGGGACUUAAAUUUAUAAGUAGAUUGGGAAAACCUGGUUGCUGCUGGAUCUCGAGAAGGGGAAUUUCUGGAAUGUCUAUGAAAUGGCUUUUUAGAGCAGCUCGUGGUAGAGCCCUCUAGGGAUCAGCUAUUCUGGGUUGGAUGUUGUGCAAUGAACUGGAUGUGAUAAGAACUUAAGGUAAAGGAACCCUUAGGAAGCAGUGAUCAUAAUUUGAUAGAAUUCACCCUGCAAUUUGAGGAGGAGAAGCUGAAGUCCGAUGUAUCUAUAUUACAGAGGAGUAAAGGGAAUUACAGAGGCAUAAGAGGGGAACUGCCAAAAGCCGAUUGUAAGGUUAUGCUAGUAGGGAUGACAGUACAGUAUCAAUGGCUGGAGUUUCUGGGAACAAUUCAGAAGGUGCAGGAUAGAUACAUCCCAAAGAAAAAGAAGGCCUCUAAAGGCAGGAUGAUGCAACCAUGUCUGACAAGAGAAUUCAAGCCAAAGAGAGAACAUAAAACAGAACAAAAAUCAGUGUGAAGUAGGAGGGUUGGGAGGCUUUUAAAAACCAACAGAACACAACAAAAAACAUCACACAAAAGGAAAAGAAUGGAAUAUGAAGGUAAGCGAGCCAAUAAUUUCAAAGAGGAUACCAAAAGUUUCUUCAGAUAUAUAAAAUCUAAAAGAGAGGUGACAGUAAAUAUUGAAGCAUUGGAAAAUGAUGCUGGAGAGGUAUUAAUGGGGGAAAAGUAAAUGGCAGAUUAACUAUAUUUUGCAUGUCUUCAUUGUGGAAGACACUAUCAAUAUGCCGGACGUUCGAGAGUGUCGGAGGCAGAAGUGAGUGAAAUUGCCAUUACUACAGAAAUGGUGCUUGGGAAACUGAAUAGUCUGAAGAUAGACUAAUCACCUGUAUCAGAUGGUCCACAUCCCAGUGUUCUGAAAGUGGUGGCUUAAGAGUUACAGAGGCAUUAAUAAUGAUCUUUCAGGAAUCAGUGGGUUCUAGCAUUGAGGACUGGAGGACUGCAAAUGUCACUCCACUCUUCAAGGAUGGAGAGAGGCAAAAGAAAGGAAAUUAGUGGCCAUUUUGUCUGUCCUCAGUGAUAGGAAAGAUGUUGGAGUCGAUUGCUAAAGAUGUAGUUUAGAGGUACAUGAUAAAAUAAGCCAAAGUCGUAUUCCUUAAGGGAAAAUCUUGCCUGACAAAGCUGUUGAAAUUAUUUGAAGAAAUGGCUAGCAAGAUAGAGAAAGGAGAAUUUGUGUAUGUUAUGUACUUGGAUUUGCAGAAGGUCUGCUUAACAAGUUAGAGCCCAGUGAAAGAUAUUAGCAUAGGUAGAGCAUUGGCUGAUUGACAGGAAGCAAUCUGUGGGAAUAAAUUGAAACUUCUCUGAUUGGCUGCCAGUGACCAGUGAUAUUCUGUAAGGGUCUGUGUUGGGACAACUUCCUUUUACCUUGUAUAGCAUUGAUUUGGUUUUAAAGGAAUUGAUGAUUUUGUGGUUAAGUUUACAGAUGAUACAGAGAUUGGUGGGGAAAGGUAGUGUUCGAGAAGCAGAAGGACUUGGACUGAUUAGGAGAAUCGGCAAAGAAUUGACAAUUGGUAUACAGUGUCAGGAAGUGUAUGGUCAUGCAUGUUGUUAAAAGGAAUAAAAGCACUGACUAUUUUCUAAAUGGAGAAACUUCCAAAAGCCAAGAUGCAAGGAGAUUUGGGAGUCCUCAUGCAGGAUUCCUAAAGGUUAACUUGCAGGUUGCAGGAAAACAAAAGUAAUUUUAGUGUUCAUUUCAAGAGGACUAGAAUAUUAAAGCAAGGAUGGAACACUGAGUGUUUAUAAGGCACUGGUGAGACUUCACUUGGGGUGUUGUGUGCAGUUUUAGCUCCUUAUUUAAGAAAGUAUGUGCUGACAAUGGAGAGGGUUCAGAAGAGGUUUGCAAGAAUGAUUCUGAGAAAGAAAGGUUUAUCAUAUGAGGAAUGAUUGAUGCUCUGGGUCUUUAUUCGUUGGAAUUUAGAAGAAUGGGGGGGGAGAUCUCAUUGAACCUAUUGAAAAUUAAAAGGUAAAAAUAGCGUGGAUGUGGAGAGGAUGUUUCCUAUAGUGGAUGAGUUUAGACUAGUGGGUGCAGCUUCAGAACUAGGGGAUGUCCAUUUAGAACAGAGACGAGGAGGUAUUUCUUCAGCCAAAGGGUGGUGAAUCUCUGAACUUCAUUGCAACAAGGAGCUGUGGAUGCCAAAUCAUUGGGUGUAUUCAAGUUGGAGGUUGAUUGGUUCUUAAUUAGUCAGGGUGGGAAAGGUUACAGGGAGAAGGUAGGAGAAUGGGUUUGAGAUAAAAUCAUGGAGCAGACUUAUUGGGCCGAAUGGCCUGAUUUUACUCCUAUGUCUUGUCGUCUUAUGGUCCAUUGUUGCAUUUUAUAUUUUCUAAUUCACUUCUUCUCCCAACUUACUAUAUUCAACCUGUUUCUCACUGACAUUCAUGACAAACAUUUUAUUUUUCUUUCAUUAUCUUUUCUCUCUCUUUUAUUCAUCCAGCAUGUUCACCUGCCUCAUUCUUGAUGAAAAACAUCUGUGUUUUAAACAUUAUUUAACUCUGCCCUGCAGAGUAUAACCCACCAAAGUUUGGUUCUACUUUAUGCUACACAUGUCACUUUUCAUCCUUUUUGAAUUGCACCUCUCUAGUUUUCCUCUACAGAUCUCCUUGCUUUCUGCAGGUUUAACUCAAAACAUUUUAAAAGUUUUAUGAAAAUAGCAAAUAUUUAUUGUUAUUAUUCUGCAAUUUAGAAAAAAUCUCACACUUUUGGUUUCUGUGUACGUUAUCACAUCACGUUUGUAUACGAUAAUAUUUUAGUUUAAUUAUUUUUGAGUUCAGUGAUAACAAUAUUACAACGGAUAUGUAG
This is a messenger RNA of Hypanus sabinus (Atlantic stingray), 7276 nucleotides long. RefSeq names its product mucin-3B. The transcript is spliced from 7 exons. Lineage: Eukaryota; Metazoa; Chordata; Chondrichthyes; Myliobatiformes; Dasyatidae. Bases 25 to 1122 code for a protein of 365 amino acids. The record is from RefSeq and is a predicted model, not a curated record. Gene Ontology annotation, biological process: inflammatory response; cell-matrix adhesion.